This is a messenger RNA of Camelina sativa (false flax), 1196 nucleotides long. RefSeq names its product inactive serine/threonine-protein kinase BKN1-like. Gene Ontology annotation, molecular function: ATP binding; protein kinase activity. The record is from RefSeq and is a predicted model, not a curated record. Lineage: Eukaryota; Viridiplantae; Streptophyta; Magnoliopsida; Brassicales; Brassicaceae. Gene Ontology annotation, biological process: protein phosphorylation.
UGUAGUGGUUUCUUUUUCUUUCUUUUUUAUUGCUCAGCAGCGUCACUUUUACAACUUGGAAUAACUUUGUAACCUCUUUUAAACCAGAAGUAUCUUUGCAAAAUUCCAAACUUGAGUGAUGUAUUGAGAAUUCAGGCCUUUCAUCAUCAACAAUGGGAAACAUCGUAAAGCCUUUCAAACAACAACAACCUUCUUCAUAUGCUUACCAGCCUCUCACCGUACCUCUAAUUUCAGUAGAGGCACAAAACGAGGAUAUGAAAGACUUCAGCUUCUCGGAAUGGAUGAAAGCAAUGGAGAAAUUCAGACAAGACAGGGUCAAAAUUUGCGAGAAUAGCUGUAUUCGAGCAUUCUACAAGGGCUACAUCGAUGAAACCACAUUUGCACCAUCAAGAACUAAAACAGGUACUCCUGUUUCUGUCAUCGAAUGUGUUCAUAGUACUUCACAGGCUCUGCAAGAGUGGAUGGAAGAAGUGAAGUCUCUAGAAAAACAUUCUCAUCCAAACUUGGUCAAAAUUUUGGGUUACUGUUGUGAAGAUAACGAAUCACUCUUGGUUAACACCAACAAAAGUUCACUCUUGGUUUUAGAAUACUUGCACAAAGGACGUUUAGAUCAUCACAUUUUCGGAAAAGAAGAGGCAUUGCCAUGGGAAACACGGGUUAAGAUUGCCAUUGGAACAGUUCAAGGUCUUGUUUUUCUCCACUCGAUCAAGAAUAGACCGCUACAUUUCGAAUUUAGACCGCAUAAUAUUAUGCUUGACGAGCAAUACAAUGCAAAAUUGUUUUAUCUUGAAUCAAACAAUCAACGUUUGAAAGACGAGAGAUUUAUGGGUAGAACUGAAUACAUACCUCAUGAAUGUGUCAUGUCAGGUUAUGUGGGAAUGGAGACUGAUGUUUACAUAUUUGGCGUGAUCUUGCUUGAGCUUUUAGCUGGUUCAGUAGACAGAUUAACAAAUUUGCAGAAUCAAAGCGCAGGUGCUCGGACUGGAUCUUUCUUGUCCGAAAAUUAUAAGAUUGGCGAAAUAAUCGAUCCCCGACUUGGAACCGAUUAUCCUAUGAAUGCCGCAACACUGAUGGGCAUACUCAUCCAAAGUUGCACCAAGCGGGACAAGAAGAAACGACCAUUGAUGCAACAAGUUUUGGAUGUUCUGAAUAUUAUUGCAGCGACUGAGUACUAAUGUGAGAUGUCCUUAUAUUGG